Verticillium alfalfae VaMs.102 is the source of this 792-nucleotide messenger RNA. RefSeq names its product S-formylglutathione hydrolase. Gene Ontology annotation, molecular function: S-formylglutathione hydrolase activity. Gene Ontology annotation, cellular component: cytosol. Lineage: Eukaryota; Fungi; Ascomycota; Sordariomycetes; Glomerellales; Plectosphaerellaceae. The transcript is spliced from 4 exons. Gene Ontology annotation, biological process: formaldehyde catabolic process. The record is from RefSeq and is a predicted model, not a curated record. The coding region runs from base 1 to 792 and encodes 263 amino acids.
AUGGCAUUCACCACCAAGGCGACCAUCGCCUCCUUUGGCGGCCAGCUCCUCAAGCUCUCCCACGCCUCGAGCACCACGAAGACCGACAUGGCCUUGAACCUCUACCUGCCGCCCUCGUCCUCCAAGUCGCCCGUGCCCCUGCUCAUCUACCUCUCCGGCCUGACCUGCACGCCCGACAACGCCACCGAGAAGUCCUUCAUCCAGUCCACCGCCGCGGCGCGGGGCAUCGCCGUCCUCCUGCCCGACACGUCGCCCCGCGGCCUCGACAUUGCCGGCGCCAACGACGCCUACGACUUUGGCGAGGCGGCCUCCUUCUACAUCGACGCUCAGAAGGCGCCCUACGCCGACAACUACAAGAUGGAGACGUACCUCGUCCGCGAGCUGCCGGGCCUCCUCGAGAGGGACUUUGCCGACAGGAUCGACUUCAAGCGGGUCUCCAUCACGGGCCACUCCAUGGGCGGGCCACGGCGCCCUGACCCUGUACCUCAAGCACCCGGGCCUGCGUUCAAGGGCUACCUCGGCGACGACGUCGAGGAGUGGAAGAAGCACGAUGCCACCGAGCUCGUCAAGGGCUGGAAGGGCCCACUGAAUGCCCUCAUUGAUGUUGGCACGGGCGACAACUUUUACAAGCAGGGCCAGCUCCUCCCGGAGAACUUUGAGGCCGCCGUCAAGGAGGCGGGUCUGUCCGGUCUGGAGCUGCGCUACCAGAAGGACUACGACCACUCAUACUUCUUCAUGGCCUCUUUCCAGCACGACCACGUUAACCACGCCGCCAAGUUCCUCGGCGUGUAG